Messenger RNA from Dicentrarchus labrax (European seabass), 12043 nucleotides. It is a transcript of the gene kif13ba, whose product is annotated as kinesin family member 13Ba. The record is from RefSeq and is a predicted model, not a curated record. Gene Ontology annotation, biological process: regulation of protein localization; microtubule-based movement. The transcript is spliced from 39 exons. Gene Ontology annotation, molecular function: microtubule binding; ATP binding; cell adhesion molecule binding. Gene Ontology annotation, cellular component: adherens junction. The coding region runs from base 415 to 5859 and encodes 1814 amino acids. NCBI's taxonomy places the organism in Eukaryota, Metazoa, Chordata, Actinopteri, Moronidae.
UGCUGCUCGCUGUUUGUAACUCGACACAGAGGGAGGACAUAGUGGAUUCCGCUGGGAAGCUGUAGAUCAUCGCCAGGCGGUUCUUUGGUGAUCUCUCUCGGUUGUACGUGUAGGUUAGCGGUACCACCCCUGGGAUGAAUCCACCAAGCCUCAGCGCCUCUGUGGAUCUAAAUUAGCCUGGAAUAUGAGCAGAAGAAGAAGAUAAGCAGCGGCGGCGGCUGGCUUCCUGCGGGAUUUUGCCCAGGCUUUUUGUUUUUCCGUGGACAUGCCUGGUCUAUGGAGGAAAGCUGAGCGAAGCUAGCUGGCCGACUGUCCGGCUAGCGCAACAUUUCCAGGCUUUUGGAUGACUGUUUAGCUGAAGGGCUGAUUUAUUUUGGAUCAGCGCUACCUCCCCUCCCUGGGUAAGGAGUCAGCAUGGGGGAGCCCAGCCUGGACGACGCCAAUGUCAAGGUGGCUGUCCGUCUACGGCCCAUGAACAGGAGAGAAAAGGAAUUAAACACUAAAUGUGUUGUGGAGAUGGUGAAGAACCAGACGAUCCUCCAUCCUGCGGGAGGUAACCUGGGCAAAGGAGACUCAAGGAGUCAGUCCAAGGUUUUUGCCUAUGAUUACUGUUUCUGGUCCAUGGACGAGACCGAUAAGGAAAAAUUUGCAGGUCAGGAGGUGGUCUUCCAGUGCCUUGGGGAAAGUCUUCUCCGCAACGCCUUCCAGGGCUACAAUGCCUGUAUCUUUGCCUAUGGACAAACUGGUUCAGGAAAGUCAUACACCAUGAUGGGUUCAGGGGACCAGCCUGGUCUGAUUCCCCGGCUGUGCAGUGCUUUGUUUGAUCGAACCCAGAAGGAACAGCGGGAGCAGGAGAGCUUUACUGUUGAGGUGUCCUACAUGGAGAUCUACAACGAGAAGGUCCGAGAUCUGCUUGAUCCCAAAGGGGGCAGACAAACUCUGAGGGUGAGGGAGCAUAAAGUUUUGGGUCCCUAUGUGGAUGGCUUGUCUCGACUAGCUGUGGCCUGCUACAAGGACAUUGAGGUUCUAAUGUCAGAGGGGAAUAAAUCCCGGACUGUCGCUGCUACCAACAUGAAUGAGGAGAGCAGUCGAUCGCACGCUGUCUUCAACAUCAUCCUCACACACACACUCAAAGACUUGAAGUCUGGGACAAGUGGUGAGAAGGUGAGUCGGUUAAGUCUGGUAGACUUGGCAGGAAGUGAGCGAGCAGCAAAGACUGGAGCAGCAGGUGAACGACUCAAGGAGGGAAGCAACAUCAACAAGUCUCUCACUACACUGGGCCUUGUGAUCUCGGCGCUAGCUGAACAGGGAACAGCCAAGAACAAGAACAAGUUUGUUCCUUACAGAGACUCUGUUCUGACAUGGCUGCUGAAGGACUGUCUGGGUGGCAACAGCCGCACGGCGAUGGUUGCAACUGUGAGUCCAGCAGCAGACAACUAUGAGGAGACUCUAUCGACCCUGCGCUAUGCAGACCGAGCAAAGAACAUUGUGAACCAUGCUGUUGUUAACGAAGACCCCAACGCUCGCAUCAUCAGAGAGCUCAGAGAGGAAGUAGAGAAACUACGAGUACAACUGACUCAGGCAGAGUCUUUGAAGGCUCCAGAGCUGAAAGACCGUCUGGAAGAGUCCGAAAAGUUGAUUCAAGAGAUGACCAUCACCUGGGAGGAGAAGCUUCGCAAAACUGAGGAGAUUGCACAGGAGCGUCAGAAGCAGUUAGAGAGUCUGGGUAUUUCUCUCCAGUCUUCAGGGAUUAAAGUUGGCGAUGAUAAGAGUUUUCUUGUCAAUCUUAACGCUGAUCCUGCCCUCAAUGAACUUCUGGUGUACUACCUGAAGGAACACACAAAGGUGGGCUCAGCAGACUCUCAGGACAUCCAGCUGUGUGGGAUGGGUAUCCAGGCAGAGCACUGUGUCAUCGACAUUGCAGCAGAUGCUGCCGUCAUCCUCACCCCCCAUCGCAAUGCUAGGACAUGUGUUAAUGGUUCUCCAGUAACCAGUGGUCUGCAGCUUCACCAUGGUGAUCGAAUCCUCUGGGGAAACAACCACUUCUUUAGGAUCAACCUGCCUAAGCGGCGCUCUCGCGGAGCUGAGGAUGAGGAGGGCGAGGGUGGUGUGAUGAAGAACAGUGGCAGCAGUGAGCAGCUGGAUGCAGAUGGGGACACUGCCAGUGAAGUGUCCAGUGAAGUCAGCUUUUCAUAUGAGUUUGCCCAGACAGAGGUCAUGAUGAAGGCCCUCGGCAGCAAUGACCCCAUGCAAGCAGUCCUUCAGUCUCUGGAGAGGCAGCAUGAAGAGGAGAAGCGUUCUGCUCUGGAGCGUCAGAGACAAAUGUACGAGCAGGAACUCCAGCAGCUCCGCAAGAAGCUGAACCCAGACCGUCUGUCCACAGGACCAUCUGGAGGGUCAGCGUCUGGCCAGCAAGGUCCGGGACAGCAGUCUCACUACCGCAGCCUGGAGAGACUCAGUAUGGGAGGGAUGAGUCAUUCAACUAGCGCUCAGAGCAGACUGAGGCAGUGGAGUGAGGACAGGGAGGCGGUGUUAGUGAGGAGUCUGCGGCGGUUGAGGGAGCAGAUAGUGAGGGCAAACCUACUGGUGCAAGAAGCCUGUUUCAUUGCAGAGGAGCUGGAACGACACACUGAGUACAGAGUCACUCUGCAGAUCCCAUCAGACAACCUCAACGCAAACCGCAAGAGGGAUGCAGUGCUCAGUGAACCAGCAAUUCAAGUUCGACGUCGGUGUCGAGGGAAGCAGAUUUGGAGUCUGGAGAAGAUGGAGAACCGCUUGGUUGACAUGAGAGAGCUGUACCAGGAGUGGCAGGACUACCACGUCCAUCACCAAGACAACCCUGUGAUGCGCUCAUAUUUCCGUAGAGCAGACCCAUUCUUUGAUGAGCAGGAAAACCACAGUCUGAUUGGUGUUGCCAAUGUCUUCCUUUCCUGUCUCUUCUACGAUGUCAAGCUGCAGUACGCUAUUCCCAUCAUCAACCAGAAGGGGGAGGUGGCAGGGCGUCUUCAUGUGGAGGUGGUGAGGGUUGGAGGAGGGUUGGAGGACAACAUGGCUGGAGGAGAUGAAUCUGACAACAACCAAGACACUGAAGUCCAGGAUCGCAAACUGGUCUGCAUGAUUAAGAUUCUGCAGGCCACUGGUCUUCCUCAGUACCUGUCCAACUUCGUCUUCUGUCAGUAUGCAUUCUGGGACCAGCCUGAGCCCAUCAUCGUGGCUCCUGAAGUAGACCCAUCUUCUUCUUCGCCCAGCACCAAGGACCCACACUGCAUGGUUGUGUUUGACAGCUGCAAGGAGCUGGCAGUGUCAGUAACAGAGGAUUUCAUCGAAUAUCUGACUGAAGGGGCAGUUGCCAUUGAGGUAUAUGGACACAGACAGGCUGAUGCAGGAAGAAACCCCGCCCUGUGGGACCUCAGCAUCAUCCAGGCCAAGACACGCACACUACGAGACAGGUGGAGUGAGGUAACACGUCGCCUGGAGCUGUGGAUUCAAAUCCUGGAGAUAAACGAGAAUGGAGACUUUGUCCCUGUGGAAGUGGUUCCUGCUAGAGAUGUGCGGACGGGGGGAAUCUUCCAGCUUCGGCAGGGUCAGUCGAGACGAAUCCAGGUGGAGGUGCGUUCAGUUCAGGACUCAGGCACCAUGCCUCUGAUAGCAGAAAUACUGCUUGCAGUGUCAGUGGGUUGUGUGGAGAUCAGAAAUACCACGGCAAACCAGGAAGGAGAUGAGAUGGACAGUUAUCAGGAAAGAGACCUGGAACGUUUGCGUGGGCAGUGGUUAGCUGCUCUCACCAAGAGACAAGAAUACCUGGACCAGCACCUGCAGAGCCUGGUCAGCAAAGCAGAAAAGACAGAGGAUGACACAGAGAGGGAGGCCCAGCUGCUGGAGUGGCGCUUGACUCUGACAGAGGAGAGAAACGCUGUCAUGGUGCCCUCUGCUGGUAGCGGCAUUCCUGGAGCACCUGCUGAAUGGGUCCCUCUGCCAGGCAUGGAGACUCAUAUUCCUGUCGUCUUCUUGAACCUCAAACCUGAUGACCUCAGCUCUCCAGACCAGUUUGAGGUUCCUGAGGCUGGAGGAUGGGAUGCCACCCUGAGUGGAGAGGAUGAGGACGAUUUCUUUGACCUACAGAUUGUCAAACACUAUGAUGGAGAGGUUAAAGCAGAAGCAUCAUGGGAUUCUACUGUCCAUGAAUGUCCCCAGCUCAGUCGUGGCGGAGCAUGGCCGGAGCAGCGAGUGUACCUGACAGUUCGGGUGGUGGUUCAGCUCAGCCACCCUGCCGACAUGCAGCUGGUCUUGAGAAAGAGGAUCUGCGUCAACGUGAACCCGGGUCGCCAGGGUUUUGCCCACAACUUUCUCAGAAGGAUGUCUACCCGCAGCACCAUACCUGGCUGUGGGGUCACCUUUGAGGUGGUCUCCAACAUCCCUGGGGACGCCCCUGGGUCGGAGGACCGGGAGAUGCUGGCACGGCUCGCUGCCAGCGCACACAACAGCCAGUCAGCUGAUGAAGAGGCUGCAAUUGAGAAAUACCUCCGCAGUGUCCUCAGUCUGGAGAACAUCCUGACGCUGGAUAGACUCAGACAGGAGGUGGCAGUGAAGGAGCAACUGACAAGCAGAGGGAGGAGCAGCAGACGGAGCCUAAGUUCACCUUCUGUCCACAGGCUGUCUGGAAGCAGACAAGACCUGUCCACAACCUGCCUGGUAGACGACAAGGGUCGAUGGGAGAGUCAGCAGGAUAUCUUCAUGCCAUCUCAGUUUCACCGCACCCUCCCCCGGCCCGCCUCUUCCCCUUCCAGCUACUCCACAUCCCCUUCUUCAUCCCCAACUCCCUUCGGCAUGACGCCCCCACAAACCCAGGAACCGGAGCAAGGGCGUUCAGGACUUGCUGCCUCUUAUCUUUCAGUUAAGGCGCUGGUUCCUCAGAUGCCCAAACUGCUCAAGUCCCUGUUUCCAGCGCGAGACGACAAGAAGGAGCUGAGACCUUCGCCACACAGCCAGCAGGUCAGCAGAGAUGAUCAGCAUGUUCCUCGCAUCUUGACAUCAGGAGGGGACGACAGCCGAGUCAAGGUGGAAACGACUGCUAUUCUACGGCCCCAAACCAAAGACAGACGGGCAGAGUUCCCAGAAGUCCCUCUUCUUCCUGUGCAUGACCCGCAUGACACUACCCCCCUCAGCCCCCUCAGCCAGUCAUCAAGCGGCUACUUCUCCAGUAGUGUUUCUACAGUUACCCUGUCUGACGUCCUCCAACCCUCCUCCUCGUCUUCCUCCCUCCUGGCUGCUGAGACUACGUUAACCACAACCCCCCAGCAGCUGGGUGCUGACAGGAACGAUGUUGUGACCUCUCCUUCUCAGUGUGGCACCAAGAUGGCCGUCGUCGCUCCACCUGCUUCCCACAGCUCAGCCAAUCACAACAACGUGACUACCGAAAACUCCUUCUCUCAACACAAGCUAGUCAACUCAGGAGGAGGAAGUGAAGGCUUUGAGAGGCUGGAGAUCUUUGUGGACGAUGAAGAGCGUAGCCAUGACGACGUACUGCCUGAUUGGCUGACAGAUGGGGCAUAUGUUACAGUAGGAAGCAAUAAGGCCGGGACGGUGCGCUACGUGGGAAUGACACAGUUUGCAGAAGGAGUGUGGGUGGGGGUGGAGCUGGACACCCCUGUAGGUAAAAAUGACGGUUCAGUUGGAGGUCAUCGAUAUUUCCACUGUAAACCGGGUUACGGGGUGCUGGUUCGCCCAGACCGUCUGUCAUGCCGUGAUCGGACCAGUCGGCGCACGGGAGAGUUCUCCGCUCCCGUCCACAUCCCCGUCUUGCGCGGUGAAGCCAUUGUUGCCCGCCGGGGGGAGAACCGCAAGUCCUGGAGCAGUUGAGACAGGGAAACUAGGUGCUGGAUGGGAGAGAUGAACUCCCCAUAGCCCUCCUCCUCCUGUUUUUUUUCUCCUCCCAGCUAUGCAACAGGCUCACACAUCAAACAUACUGCCUACCCUCCUAUAGUUUGAAACUACAUUCACUACAUCCAUUCACAGGAAAUGGAUAAAAUAGAAUGAAGAGAGUGAAGAGACCAUUCAGAACGAAAGCAAGUAAGUUGAUGAAAGACUAUGCAGAGUAUAUAGAAGUCCGUGGAAGGACUAUUUAUCAUGUGGGAAGAUAAUGCUAAAUGAAUGGCGGUCAAUGGGAAGACUGCUAAGAGUGAAUGGAAGUCAGUGCAGACUGUCGUAUUUGGAGUGUCGGAGCUCUGUGGGGGUGUGGAAGGGACCCUGCAGGCUGGAAGAUUUGCCUCAGAGAUGCUUUCUGAGCUGAUAUACAGGGAUGCAAACUAGUCACACAAGUCACUUUUUUUUAUUUUUCUGCAAAUAUAUUUAAAACCUGAGGGUUAUUUUAGAAUGCAGAAAAAACACUUGUAGAAUAAGGAACCUUCAUGUUUUCCUGCUGGAUGCUGGCUGAUGGAUUUGUUUGUCACUUGCAGUUUUUUUCUCUUCACCACUCUGAUGCGCUAUUGUUAGUAGUCAUAGCUACCAGAAAAGAUCAAAAGAUAGUGUACGGCCUUGUGACAAGCUGACUAAAUGGAGAAUAUUGAAUUAUCUUCUAGUGGCUCUUUGGAAUAUUUUUAUUCUCUCUUUAUGUCUCACUAUAAUAUGUGCUUUGUGUUCUUUGUGAAUUAGGAAAUAGAAUUAGACCCAUUAGAUUUUUUUUUAUUUGGGGUUAGAGUGACAUUAAGCUCAAACCAUGCCAGUCACAUGCUGAUUUUUUACCAGUGAUGUGUUUGCAUCCCUGGAUAUGAUGUCUGUAACAGAUAUUCCUGACACUCAAUGUCCCAGAAUCCCCUGCUCCGGCUGCCAUUCCCCUGAACUCUCUAGUUCUCUUCUGCAUACUGACACUUUGACUCAUUGUUUGAGACACGUCUCCUCCGCCUGGACUCCUUCUCUUUUCUUUUGAAGAUAGAUCCUCCCAGAAUGUGCCUUCACCAUGGCUUGGUUUGCAUUUGUUUUUCUGUAUAUUUAAUUUCUGUUAGCUGUGUUUUGUGUUUUAAGAGAAUGCCUUGUGCUAAGUGUGAGGUGAUCUCAGGGACUGCAGAGGGGAAAGGACAAGGAGGGGCGUGUGUGUGUGUGUGUGUGUGUAUGUGUGUUUGUAAAUGUUGUACAGUGUUACCCUGUGUGCACAAAUUAAGUUCAUAUUGUUGUAGUCGUGUUGAUGUUAAAGAUGAUAUGUGUAAAGCAGGAAAAGUCGUGUCCUUGUUUGGACAAAGCCACUAUGGGAGCAAGUUUGUACUGGGAGGCUUUAAAAGUCGAUUUUGCACUGGAGACGUUGGAUAAGAAGCAUCUGUAUGUGAGCAGAACGCGGCUGUGGUCAUCAUGGUGCAGCUAGACAGAGAAGUAGGCAAGUGUAAGCAGAUUCCUCGAACCAACUAGUAAUGUGAAAAUGGUUAUUGAUGACUUUGAACCAGAGUACAUUCUCCAUCUGAGUGGGACGUCUGGAUGUCUGUUCUUAGAGCAGAUUUGGUGGCUGUCCUCUGUGGCUGACAUUCGGACACCAGGAGGCGCUGUGUAGGGUAGUACUGUGGUGUUGUGUUGAUGGGAAAUGCAUGUGUAUGUGCUGAGGAAAAGAAGGUGAGAUGGACAGGCUGAUGUUCUGCCGGGUGUUUCACGCUUGAGAAGAGAAUUGAUUUUCUUCUAUGCAUUUGAUCUGUUUUAAAAGAAUCUAGUUUUUAAUCUUUUGUCUCUAAAUGACUGACACAGCUGGGAGAACGAGCAGUACGGUUUGGGAAAGUAUUGAACACAAUAGCAAUACGGACUGAUUGAACAUUCCUGGCAUGUCUGUUGAAGACAAUACAAGAUGAUGUGGCAGACUUUACUUUAAAUUAGUUUUUUAUUGAACAUCACAUUCCAGAGGGACUUUAACAUUUUACAGUGACCUUACUCUGUGUGUAUGAAUUAAUGGGAAAGCAAUGGCAGAACACCACAGCACUGUUUCAUACUUUAUGUAUACCAUCAAUUUAUGAAAUAUGUAGACAGAAUACAUAUGCUCCCAGUGCUUAGAGUUAAAGGUGCACUCCGCCAAUUCUACACAUGAAGUUCAUCAUUCUCACCAAGCCUAUGACAACAGUUGUAUAAUGUCAUCUGUAUCUUUAUAAAGUCUGAGAAAUGGUAACUACAUGCAGGCUAUACAUUUAGAACAAAAACCCUGUGCAUGGCGUUUGAGAGUCCUGGGAAUAUAUCACAGGAGGAGAGCUUGACCCAUAUUCAUAUAGACUAAAAGUCAGGAUGUCAGCCUCUGCUGCUUCAGUUUUGAUUAUUCUUUUUGUUCAAAUCAUCAGAUCAUGUUCAAAUCUGUCUCUCGCAAGUGUCCUAACAUUGUAGAAUCACUAUAGUAAAUCGCGAGAGUGCCCCUUUAAUAAACUAGAAUGAGGUCAGUGUAAAGUGUUUGAGUCGUCCUGAGUUGGAGUGAUGCUGUCUCACAAAGUGAGCAAUAGCUUAUGUUCUGUUAUUGAUGUCCACUGGGGCAGGUAUUUCAGCCUGAAAGCUGUUUCUAUGGUGACAUACAGUUUAUCCAUGUAUACUAUGGAAUCUAUAUAGGUUUCUGAUGGGAUGAUUUGACAAUGCAUGCAUAUGAAAACAUUAUUUAGAAUACUGCGUGCAUAUAAACGCACUCAGGAUGUCCAAUCACACUAUCAUCUUUAUGGAUACAAUAUGUUUUUCCAUUCUUUUUAUCAUGCGUUCUUCCUAAUUUGAGAGGCGUGAAUUUACUAUUUAUAUUUAAAUGCUUGUACACAUGCAUUUAUCGCAUGAAAAUUGAUAAAGCCUUUUUAUUUUAAUAAAUAUUGCACAAAUGAUUCCAUGAAAAUUGCUGCUAUUAGCACUGUAAAUUUACCUGUAAAUGGAUCAAUUGAUUUAUCUAACACACUCUAUCUCUUACUGUAUACUAGAUUGGAAUUCAAUAGUUUUGUUUUUUAAUCCCAGACGGAGAAACUAAAGUCAGCGCUUUGGUUCAGUGGCCGAUCUAUUUUUAAUAUGAAGCAGUACAAUUCCUAAAAAUGAGGCACUUUGUCAUGUGAGCCUUGGAGAAGAUGUGGGAGUAAAAGGUUUGAAUAUUUUCUGGGUGAAAAUGUAUUUUUUCCUUUUUGAGGAAACUAUAAAGUUGGAGUUGCAUUGAAGUUGAAGUAUGAAACAAUAUAUCACCAUAGUCUAGUUAUUAUCUGUGUAUUUAUUAUCUGGCCUUAAAGCCCAGGACCCUGGAGUCCUCUGAUUGGUUACUAUAGGUGGCUGUCUGGUAUGUUAUUGGUUGGCAAGUUGUGAAGUGGUUAUGUAGGUUGGACUCUAGUUGGGUUGGUUGGUUGUGAUAUUGUGGUUCGUAACAGUUAUGUGGUAAUGAAGGAAGGGAGUAAGGAUUUCUCAUGUGUUUGUGUGUCGAUCGUGUGUGUGAAUGUUGGGUGGACGUGACUUUGAUUCAGUCGUGUCCGUGAGUCUUUGCCAAGAUGGGAAACGACCACCAGCUGCCAUUUUACGUAUUCUACAGCGGACUUAAGCUGAGAGCAACAACCCCCCCACUCUCUUUGCAUUUCAGUCUGUGUGGCUGGUGUCCUCUCCUGUCCUGGUCUUUGCUCGUGGCGCUGUUAAAGGGGUUUGAGAUCACUUCAGGCUUCUGGAUGUCCCUUUAUGUUAUUGUGCCUCAGAAAUCAUGUGAUCAUCUUCCACACACUGUUUUUCAUAUCAACGCUUCAGUUCAUUUGCACAGAAUUCUCCAGAGGGAACACCUGUAUACGUAGGAAGAAAAUGCAACCUGAUUUUAUUUUAUUUUUCAUGUUGUUCUUUACAUUGUACUGAAAUUGUUUUAAUCUUCGGUUUUCAGUUCAGUAUUUUGAGUUUUUUGGAGCAAUAUUCUUCAGCUAUAUUCCCACACUCACUGCUCAACUGCAAGUAAAAAAGAUGAAAAUUGGUUCAGUUGCGAGCUAUUACUAUGAUGUGACAGCAGAGCUAAGCUCAAACACUGUCUUUAUUUCCAGCACACAUCCUGUCUAUAACUCUCCACACAGUUUGCAGCAUCAUAAACGCAUUAGUUUAACAGAUAAAGUGUGACGCUGACAUUAGAUAUGAAAAAUGCAGCUCAUGGGCCGCGUGGUGCACAUGAUCCACACAGCAACAAGAGCCAUUUCAAUAAGGAAGUAGAAAAAACUAGCAGCAGUAAUAACUGUUGUGCUUAGAAUGGACUUAAUGUUGUAACUUUGUUUCAGGGGUUUUCCUGUGUGCCACUGUAGAGAGCAGAGCAAAGCCAGCAGUGUUAUUUAUGUGACUGAAUCAACCACAAGAACCACACUCAGUUCUAUUUUUAUUGACGUGUCCAAUCAUAUUCAGCCUGCAUAUUGAUCUGUACGAGUCCUCAGCCCCUCAGAAUGUUUCUUUUCUUUAACGGCUUUACUUUCAUCAGUUCCUUUUCGUGUCUUAAGUGCUUUUGUUUUGCUCAGAAUUUGUCCCAUAUCUUUGUUGCAUUCACCUCCUGUUGCAUUUCCUGUAGCUCUGUGCUAACUAUGGGAUCACUGGUCUGGAGCAACAUGCCCUCCCCCCUGCCUUAACGUGGCCUUCAAUCUGGAGCCAGACUGGUUUUAGCAGGAACAAUCCCAGCUCUCUAACUAAACAUGCUGUACCCUCAGUGCACUGUGCUAUUGAAGAGAGUCAUUCUAAAACCAUAAAAAUAAAUAAUCCAUUCUGGUUUACUAUUAAAAUUCCAUUUUUCUAACGGAGUCACUUCAUCUUCUGAUAACAUCAACACCAUUCAUUAGAAGGACAUCUGGGCACAGAUGCUGUCAGGUUUUAAAGACAUCAAAGGGAUUAUUAACCCCCACCCCCCACCUACUGCCUCACUGGAGGAACAGUCAUUGUUUCCCCCUGGUGGCUGCUGUCACACCUCAAUCAGACGACGGUCUGACUUCCACCAAGGGAAUUUUAUAUACAACCAGAAACCAUCAAAAUGAGUGAAUUAAGAACCCACCACUGCCCUGCAGCAGCAGCAGCAGCAUGCCUGACAGCUUCUGCCUACCCGGGAUCAUCACGCUGCCAGCCACCGGUCUGAGGCUGCUCUCUGCUCAGAAAAGUAAUUGGCUCGGUUUUUGUAUUUGCCGGGCACUAAAAUAUAUUUUCCAGCCUUGGUUGUGAGUGUUCACCUUUUUUACUACCUCUUUCUCGCCUGACCAGAGUGUUCUGCCAACUUCUUCCCUGAGGCCUUUUAGCUGACAAAGAGUUGUACCUGCUGGCUGCAUCCAGUUCACUUUCUCCGUGUUCUCAAACAUUAGAAUAAACCACACAAACAACCACGCAAUACUCGGCUGCCAGGUGAUGCCAUACAGCCUUGGGGUUUUUUUUGUUGUUUCCUUUUUUGCAGUUUUUGGCAGUGACCCAUAUUUUUUUUACAGCUGGGUCUGCUUUCCAAGAAAAUUCAGAUACAACUUCUCUUCUUGGUGUAUUUUAAAGACAGUUGGUAUCAAUAGAAUAUUGCAUUAAAGUUUCCUAGGUACCAGCAGCCAUAUUUAACUGAGCUGUGUAAUAAUAGAAGGCUAAUAGGAGCUUAAGGAGGGGGCUUGGUGCUUGCUAAGUCAGGGAGUUUUAAUACAACCACGUUACUCCUGCAAAAAAAAAAGCCCCUCCAGUCCCUGUAAGCUUUCACAGAAUCAGCUAAAGAAAAAAAUAAUCCAACAUGGGUUUGAUGUGGCCUCGUUCUGGUCAACAGUAUUACUAUAUCAUCCCAACUAAACAUUACCAGUUCUGUUUGUCGCUACUGUUGAUUCUUUGGAGCAGGUUUGUCUUGAUGUGUCCUUUGUAUGUGUGAGUGCAUCAUUGGAGUGGUUGUUCUGUGUAUGUAUGUGUGUAUAUAUGCGCAUAUUAAGACUUAUAAAAAGAAAAAUCUGAGCACAAGUUUGGGUUUUGAUUUAAUUUAAUUGUUUUAUGUAAUUCUAUGCUGCAAUCCAAAGAAUAAACAUGUAUUAUAAUACAUUUAUAAUUUUCAUGUUUUAUCAUCUGAACAGGAAUCUGGUAACAAAAAAUAAAAAAAGGAAAAUUAACAAGA